AUGGCUACUGCUCAAUCCCAGUUCAGUUCUCCCUUCUCCGUUGAAAACAUCAUCAACUCAAAGAGCCGACAGGGCGCACAGAAAGCCUCUGGGUCACCUCAGAGUGAUCACGAGCAUCAAAUUCCAACACCAGAUGUAAGCAGCUCCACGUCUACUUCUUUCGAGUCGAAAAACGAGGGUCUUGAAACUCACUCACGAACCUCGUCGCCUGAAAUCAACGAGAAGAACCAUCACAUGUCGCGAGAAGACAGCUGCUACAGGCGAUAUCGCACUGCUUUCACUCGGGAGCAACUCGGAAAGCUGGAGAAGGAGUUUUUCAAAGAAAACUACGUCAGCCGGCACAGACGAUGCGAACUCGCGAAUGAAUUGGAUCUUCCAGAAGGCACAAUUAAGGUUUGGUUCCAGAACCGACGAAUGAAAGACAAACGACAGCGACAAGCCACUCAAUGGCCGAUCGAUCCCAACUUCAUCGCCAUGAUGAUGCAACAGCUCGCUGCUCAGCAAGCUACUCGAUGGCCUUUUCCUCCAGCGAUUGGAAGCGCUCCUUCUCCACUUUUGGCAGCUCAGCUCGCCGCCCAACAAAACUCUAGUCUUCUCGCUGCUAGCGCUCGCUUAGGCGCUAACCCCGCUGGCCUCCCUGGUCUUGCUGCUUCCGCCUUGAACCCAGCAGUCUCCGCAGCCUAUCCUACCGGUCUUGCGAAUCUCAACCCUCUUCUUGCUGCUCAGAGUGCAGCUCAACUUGCUGCCCAAAGCGUUUCUCAGCCACGCGAAGUUCCCUCCUCUCCGGAACACAAUCCUCAGUCCCCGCAACUUGAAAUCGAAACUUCGGGCGACGAGAAAAACUAG
Oikopleura dioica is the source of this 846-nucleotide messenger RNA. The record is from the annotation of a GenBank genome assembly. NCBI's taxonomy places the organism in Eukaryota, Metazoa, Chordata, Appendicularia, Copelata, Oikopleuridae.